Messenger RNA from Aspergillus novofumigatus IBT 16806, 1845 nucleotides. RefSeq lists its product as uncharacterized. The record is from RefSeq and is a predicted model, not a curated record. The transcript is spliced from 9 exons. The coding region runs from base 1 to 1845 and encodes 614 amino acids. Lineage: Eukaryota; Fungi; Ascomycota; Eurotiomycetes; Eurotiales; Aspergillaceae.
AUGGCCUUUCUCGAGUGGUUACCACCAGGAGGUCAAACUUCUGUGGCUAGAGACAUCGUCGACUCUGGAAAUGACGACCACAAGUUGUGGCAGGUGUUUCACGAUCUUCUUGCCUGUAUUCUCUAUCCAAUGAUGGCAGAGAGUCCUAUACCCUCCGAACCCGAAUCGCCCUUUGACUUCAGGGAGCCCAACCUGGAGGUGUUUACUGGGACGCUCAUCCAACCAGAAGUUCGAGAUCCUGAUUUCCGUGAUGAGUGUGCGCGGCGAGGUGGUUAUCGCUGUUGUGUCACUGGCCAUCUAGAUACUAGGAAAUGGAAGCACAAUGGGUAUCUGCCAGAAGAUGAGCCCCACGGCGACCUGGAGUGCGCCGACAUCAUACCCUGCAGUUACACGUUCUGGACGGGAAGCGAGGUACUUGUCCUAGAUCUCAGAUGGUGUUGUUUCCUACUGACACGUAUGAAUCCUCGAAGCGGUGGGAAGUGUUUCAUAAAUGCUUCCCUAGGAAUGUUUGAUAUGGCCUUUGUCAAGACACCUGAUGACCGCGGCGGCGAGUCCCCGCCAGCUUCUCCCGCUGUCUCGGUGAGUCUUCCUUUCUUAUUUCUGGCGUGCCGCCGUCGUGUCUGCUGUGCUAACCAGCCGUCCUCCUCUGAGGACGAGGGCCCCGCUCUGGGGUCCCUCAAUAGCCUCCCAUUGAUAACCAUGCCGCGUGCCACCAGUGCUGCCCCCGACGACAGCUCCUCUCGUGCCGCCAGCCCGCCCGGUGCCGCCAGUUCGCCCGGGGCGAGCCUCCUGCAUGCCGGUGGCUCCCUCAGUCCUGCGCUGACCUGUGCGUCGGUCCUACCGAAGAUGAAUGGCAUCAUUACAGCGGACAGUGCUGCUGCCUCUCUUCUUGAGCCCAAGGUUACGUUGCAUGGGUGGCCGCAUAACAUGCGGGACGCAAUCGCAAACAUCACAAAGGAGCUCAGCAACAUGGAGGUACCUACCCCAGUCAAACGCAAGCUGGGGAUGCGCUAUGAGCACUCCCGCGUCCGGCUGACCCGUCUUUGCUUAUGGGCUGGAUCUUCCAAUCAAAUCAAUGAAGAUCAUGACAGAGAGGCUAAUCAGACUACGCUUGAUAGUGACUCCCUUUGGUGCAACAACGUCGAGCUUACCUGGCAACAAGUCCAAUAUAAAGAGAUCAGCGCGGUCAACCGUGACAGACAGCAUGACUGGAUGUUAGACUCCGGUGCAAGCGAAACUACUCGAGAGAUACAGCGCCUUUGCGGUCAAUGCCCCAAACGAAGUGACGACCCUUGGACAUUCUACGUUGAGAUGCCCAGGCCGCGUCUGUUUCCUGUUACGGAGACGAAUCGAUUAUUGAAAGCUCGAUGGGAGUCCAGAAUGCCAGACUCUCCACUAAUACGGAGAGGUGAUGCACUUCAUGCGCAACGCAUUGGACAAGACCCAAUGAUCGCUUCAUUUCGCGAAAAGCUUUGCUGCUACCGAUUCCGAAAAUUAUCCCUUUCGGGUACCAUAUUCUCGACAGGCUGGGGAAUGCUACAAUUGGGGACCAAGACCAUCAACAGCCUGUCAAAUGGAAUGAUGUUGGUCGAUUUUGAAUACCUGCACAAGGCGUCUGGAAGUUUUCAUGUGGUCUUUGUCAAGACAGUACCAUCCUUAGACACAACUAGUAGAGGUACAGGUGGAAAUUUAGGCCGCGAAGGAGCUCUCCGUGCUACCGCGCUAGUCUUCAGCCUUGGGGACCAGCGGAAUACAGGCGGAUCCCAACACAGCUGGAUGGAGACUCCUACCAGGAGUAUCCGCUGUUACUCGUUAUGGAGGCAAUUCGAGACUCUCAAUCUCUAG